Trichomycterus rosablanca is the source of this 5334-nucleotide messenger RNA. It is a transcript of the gene ibtk, whose product is annotated as inhibitor of Bruton agammaglobulinemia tyrosine kinase. The coding region runs from base 744 to 4739 and encodes 1331 amino acids. Gene Ontology annotation, cellular component: nucleoplasm; cytoplasm. The record is from RefSeq and is a predicted model, not a curated record. Gene Ontology annotation, biological process: negative regulation of protein phosphorylation. Gene Ontology annotation, molecular function: protein kinase binding; protein tyrosine kinase inhibitor activity. Lineage: Eukaryota; Metazoa; Chordata; Actinopteri; Siluriformes; Trichomycteridae. The transcript is spliced from 28 exons.
UCUGACCAAUAGAAAUCGGCGUAGCAGAACUCUGACUGCCAAUCCGCUCGUUUCAUGCUGCUGUGCCCGCUAAGGUCUUUGCCGACUAGCUUACACUAGCUUUAGCUGUGCAGAAAAUUGAUAAAAACAGAAAUAUAUCUAGUAAAAUGUGUCUUUUGAGUUGUUGUGCGGUGUCUAACGCAAAGCAUGCUUUCUCAUUCGUCUAGCAGCAGGUAACAUUUACAAUUAUGGAGGCUUAAGAGAUCACACGUUUCUGGGGGGAAGGGGUGUUUCCCCUCAAACUGGAUGGACUGUUUGAAUGGAUUGUAUUUUGGAGGUUGCCAAAUUUGUUAUAUUUUGCACAAUAAGACACUAAACUACACCACAAAAGUAUUUUUGAUAAACGUAAUAUAUUUGUAAAAUAUUGUACAGAAAAGAAAGAGAUAAAUUUUUAUUAUUUUUUGAUGGAAUUAAUAGUUCUUCCAACACUGUGUAGCAUGUGUCACAUUGUUGAGAUGGUGGACUGAGGCUAGGUUUUCAUUCACCUUGGGGAUGCUAGGGUGCUGUGGAACAUCAACACAUGCACAAUUCUAGCACCCCAUAAUUCAGACAGAGGGUACUUUUUAUUUUACAUAACACUUUUUUGGCGAUUUCAAGCUUUCAUUCAGGGCUUGUGGCUUGACUCAUAAUUUUGGAAUUUAUUUAAGGUUGGGGUAAAGCAGUUGCUUGGGGCUGUGCUUAGGAUUUGUGUUAAAGGGUGUACGAUGAGUGUGAUGAUCCCAGAAUGUACUCCAAAAUGCCGCUCGUCACGCCACGCGGAGGAGAUUGUGGCUGCUCUCACGGGUGGCUCCGAAAGACAACUGAAGGCCUUCCUAUCUGUUUACUGCCACAAUGCUGCCUCUUUGAGGGACGAGUUCGGUCGUACAGCACUCCAUCUUGCUGCUUCGCUGGGGAAACGAGCCCUGCUUGAGUGGCUUUUGGACAGCAAGAGUGCAGACCUGCUUUUGAAAGACAAGGAGUCAGGCUGGACAGCUCUACACCGUAGUGCUUUUUAUGGGCAAAUUCAUUGUCUCAUUGCCCUCAUCAAGCAUGGUGGUUCACUAGCUGUUCCUGACAAAGAGGGCCUGUCUGUUCUGGAUCUUACUAUGAAGGACCGUCCAGCUCAUGUUGCCUUUCGAAACAGUGACCCUACUGAAGUAUACACCUGGGGUAACAAUACAAACUUUAGUCUUGGACAUGGAAAUCAGGAGAGUAGACACCAUCCUGAGAUUGUGGAUUUGUUUGCCAGAACUGGGGUCUAUAUUAAACAGGUGGUUGUGUGCAAAUUUCACUCAGUUUUCCUUUCUCAGAAGGGCCAGGUUUACACUUGUGGCCAUGGACAGGGAGGACGUCUUGGACAUGGGGAUGAACAGACAUAUUUGGUUCCUCGGGUAGUAGAGGGUCUCCUUUCUCAUCACUGCACCCAGGUUGCUGCAGCCAGAGAUCACACUGUGGUUUUGACUGAAGAGGGCUACGUGUACACUUUUGGGCUCAACACCUACCAUCAGCUGGGCCUAACACCACCUACUUCCAGCCAAGUACCCAAACAGGUGACUUCUAAGUGUUUAAAAGGAAGAAGCGUGAUUGGAGUCGCUGCUGCAAGGUUCCACACUGUUCUCUGGACCAGAGAUGCAGUUUACACUGUGGGACUGAAUGGAGGCCAGCUAGGUUACCUGCUGGACCCAAAUGGGGAAAAGUGCGUGACUGCACCCCGACAGGUGUCUGCUUUACACCACAAGGAUGUGACUAUCGCCAUGGCUGCUGCCAGUAAUGGGGCUACUGUGUGUUUGACAGAGAAGGGUGACAUUUAUUUGCUUGCUGACUACCAGUGCAAGAAGAUGGCCUCCAAGCAGCUGAAUUUUAAAAAGGUUCUUGUGAGUGGAGGCUGCUUGGACCAUCGUGUUGACCCUCAACUCCUAAAUGAAAGUGGGGGUGAGAAGAUAACCAUUCUAGCUCUGGAUGAAGCUGGAAGGGUGUUUUGCUGGCGCUCUGGUGGCACCUUUUUGAGGCAGUGUAGGUGGGCUUAUGGACGACAGGUCUUCAUGUCUGACAUUGCUCUUAGCAAGAGCAAAAUGUUAUUUGCUACACAGGAUGGUGAGGGCUUCAGUGGGCAGUGGCUAGAUCAGUACAAGAAGGGUACAGAGAAAAAAGAGAUAUGUGGGCAUUCUGAGAGUGGAGGUGCGUAUGAACGUAUUCGUCUGGAAAAGCUCCCAUACAUCCACCGAGCUGUCAGCAUCACCAUGGACUCCAAGGGUCGUAACUUUGGGGUGCUGCAAUCUGAUCCCAAAACCAGCAUAUAUGAAGUGCCCAGUGUUUCAGCCUCUUCAUUCACACAGCAUUUCAAGCAGAUUCUGGCUGAAGCCGAUGAGACGGACAACAUCCAUGAUGUGACUCUUCAGGCUGGUGAUCGUGUCUUUCCCGUUCACAAAUACAUCUUGUCAAUGCGUUCUGAAUUCUUCCGCAAGCUUUUACAGCCAGGAGUAGAACAAGGGGACAAAGUAGAUAUUGAGGUACAGAGGAGUGUGGAUGCUGUGGGCUGCGAUCUCCUGGUUUUGGAGAAAGUCGCUCCUGAGAUGCUGGAGCAGGCACUACAAUUCAUCUACACAGACUCAUGUGAGCUGCUGGUGCACGGUGCCAGACCAGCUAUCCCACGCCUCAGCAACCGCCCUGAUCAGGAGCAACAGCAGCAGCUAAUGCACAGCCUACAGGAGCUAAACCUUAACAGCCGCUCUGCUCUGGAGAUUUACCGCUCCCUGCCUGCUGCAGUUCACAGUAAGGUGGACAAGUCAAUGAGCAAAAAUGCCAAGUCUGGAAAGAAGGGCAAGGGUGGCAGUGCUAGCGAGCCUAACUACAAUCCAGUGAAGAUGUUGCAAGUAGUGGCCAAGAAGUUGGGCUUGGGUAGUCUUUCUGCAAGGCUUGAUGGAGUGAAGUAUGAAAAUGGGCAGAUUUGUGUUGUGCAAAAAAAGACUGGCAACAGACUAAGAUUCUCCCAAAAGAAGUGCCCCUACCUGUGUGACGUCACUCUAAGAUCUGAUGAUGGAAAGGACUUCCCUUGUCACAAAUGUGUUCUGUGUGCACGACUUGAGUAUUUUAACAGCAUGUUGGGGAAUCCUUGGAUAGAGUCCACCAGCUGUACUGCCCUGGAGAUGCCCACUAGUGCCAAAGUCUUGCAGGUCAUCUUGGAGUACAUCUACACAGAUGAGUCUCCCACGGUCAGAGAGUCUCUCAGCGUAGAAUUUAUGUGCAAUGUGCUGGUCGUGGCUGAUCAGCUGCUCAUUACUCGACUAAAGGAGAUGUGUGAGGUAAUCAUCACUGAAAAUCUGACUCUGAAGAACGCUGCAGAGCUGCUGGAGUUUGCCGUGAUGUACAGUGCUGAGCAGCUUAAACUUUCCUGCUUACAGUUUAUUGGGCUUAACAUGGCUGCUAUGCUGGAAUCCAAAGCCUUGGAGAUCUUAAGUGAUGAUGUGUUACUGGAGCUAUCUGAAGCUUACAGAAACAUGAUUCCAGCUAUGCAGAGGCGACACAUCACCCCCUACCCCAAUGCCCCUGAUCUGAGUGCCUACAAGGAUAUAAGUUUAGAUUCAUCCACCAUCUCUAAAACCAGCAAUGAGCAGGAACAGUCCUUCAAUGAUAGCCUGUUUAAGAAAGCCAAGAUGAAGGCUAAGAAGAAACCACGCCGUCGAUUAGACAGCUCAGGAGGGUACAACCUAUCUGAUAUCAUCCACAGCUCACCCACCGAUGCCAUCUCGCGCACGCCAUCUAUAGACUUGAUCGACUCGGGGAAGGCUUGUUCAGUAGAAUCUCUUCAUGAGCUAAUCACAUCUGAUUCUGAGGGCAGUUAUAUUGGAGUGGGCAGCCCUCGAGAUGUUCAGUCUCCAAUAUUUCAGGAAGAGAAGUCUGGUCUUGCUGGACGGAAGAUGUCUACCAGCACUCCAACCUCGAAAAAUGGAUCUCUGCCUGUUAGUUACUGCACAGAUGAACCAAUCCCUAAGGUUAAGCCAAGCCUCCCAGUUGCCAACAAUUCAUCUUGCCCGACACCUGUUCUGGACCUAAGAGCCAUUAUGGAAAUGGAGGCCAACUCUCUAAACCUUGGAGCUACUCCCAAAAGCCCUGGCUUGUCUGGGAGCAGCACUAAGCCAUCAGCCACCCCCACUAAACUGUCUCAGAAGCAGAGGAAGAUGAUGACCAUGGCCACCAAAGAGAGCAGUGUCGAUGGAGCAUUGGCUAAAUCACCUCCUAGUGUUGCACCUGUAAAACCUAUUAAAGGCUGGGCAUCAGCAGUGCAGUCUCCCCCCUCUUCACUUUCCUUUCGGGAUCUGUUAAUGGAGGAGGAGAAGCGUGAUAAAUCUUCCACAGCAGCUGUCAUGGGUGCUGGUAGUCCAGCAGGUACAGCGGCCUGUGCCAGACGAGUGACCUUCCAGUGUGCAGAGACUGGCAGUCCUGGAAAACCGGCUGGGCCGUGGGUUUUGGGGCCAGUGCGCAGCCCACCAGCUGCUUCUGCAGUCACUUUUGCCUCCAUCAUUGAGCAAGAGAAGCAACAGGAAGCGGCACUCAUGCGCAGUCGAGAGAAGCCUCUGGCACUUAUACAGAUUGAGGAGCGAGCAAUUCAGGACCUGCUGAUUCAUUAUAAAGCCUUGAACAACCCUGAUGAGUUUAUUGUGGUGGAGAGAUCUCCUCAAGGUCCUAUUGCUACCCCGACAUGGAACAAACAUUCAAACUAGCACAACUUUAACCUGUGUGUUGCAGUUAGAAUUAAUGUACCUAAACACUCUCAUUCAUUCUGUGUAACUGGAUCAAACUUUUUCCCCUUUCUGGUUUUAAUUAUGAGACAAUUUCUAAUGCUUUGAAAAUAUGUAACCUGCCGAAGUAGCUGUGGUAAAUGCUCCUUGUGUUGAGUAACUGGAUUUUGGAUCUGUUAUACGAUACACACCCUAUACAGUCUAUCACAACAGUGGCAAAAAGUUCUGCCCAAUAGUUCCCUGUUUAAAAAAGCAACUACUGUUAACCACAUCACUUGUUAAGUAAAAUGAUUUGAGAUAAGAGUAUUGACGAACUACAGUUCUUCUAAGUACAUGGUUUAAAUAUGCAGUUUUGUGCUCUUUGUGGAUUAAACUGGUGAUUUGAUUUGUUAAGACUAGCAGUUAGCAGACAUGGUCCCAUUCCUGAACAUACUUACAGCUUUAACUCCAAGGUGGAAUGUACAUGGUAAGGUGAAUGUUAACCGAAGCCUUUCUAGCGUUUAUGUUUAAGUUUUUGAAUGGAUUGUCAUGGGAAAAUAAAUUCAGUGUCAUGCAAUAAAUAUCUGCAGCAGAAGAA